AUGGCUGAGCUCAAUUUGGAGGUCUUGCAAAAGCGGUACAAAUGGACUACGCCGACGAGCGAGCCAACGGUGCAAGCGCUCAAGGACCACAUCGGUGAACGAAGCAAAGGUGAUUCGCAGUUGCACUCCUAUCACCAGAAGUUGCGAUUUAGAUCUGAGGCCAAGGCCCUGGAGAACGAUGACCUGGUACCGGUGGCUCCUGCCAUCGUGCAGGUGCUCGGCCCAGGGAGCGUCGUUCACAUGUUCGGUCUGUUCUGUGAUCGCGAUGGAAAGCCCUUGCCCAAGGUGCCGAAGUCCUCGCCCUCCACGUCAGCUACCCCAGCACCACGACCGGCCCCGCUGACGGUGCCGACGUACGGAUCGGGUGCCGUGGGGCCUAGCUAUGGCUAUGGGCCACAAGCACCACAGGAUAUGCUGAUGCUGACGAAUUCCUGGUCCCCUCCAUACAACCAGCCUCAGAGUCAGGAGGAUCACGAGUUGUCGGAGGCCCUGAAGGCCUCCCGAGCCGCCUUCCAGGCUGACGAAGAAGCACAGUUAAGAUGGGCCCUCGAGGAGUCUGCUAUGCUGGCAGAGCAAGAGCAACAGCAGAGGGAGGAAUCUGCGCGGCUGGCAGCACAGGAGGAGGAGAUCAAGAAAUUCUACAUGCAGGACAUGCAGAAGAAGUCCAAGGGCUCCUCGAGCAGUUCCACCACCGCCCGCGCGGAGGCGGCGCUGCAGGAGUUGGAAUCCGAAGAGGAAGCCAUCGCCUGGGAUAGCGACAGCCAUAAGGGUGUGGAGGAGCCAGAGUCUGACAGCGAUGACGAACCCCCGCCGCUGGAGCUCCUACCAGACAGUGAAGAAUGA
Messenger RNA from Durusdinium trenchii, 843 nucleotides. The record is from the annotation of a GenBank genome assembly. Lineage: Eukaryota; Dinophyceae; Suessiales; Symbiodiniaceae.